AUGCAAGAAAGUACUCCGACAACACCAAAUAGAGAGUCUCCCCAAAAUGAUAUUAUAGAUGACAAUUCUUCACUUGUAUUAUCUCCGGAAUAUCUCGAAGAAGACAUGAAGGUUGAUAAGUAUCACAUGAAAGGCUAUAAUCAUGGAUUGUCUUCUAAGAAAAAGGCAGAUCAAAAUUUAGUAAAUUUUAAACUUAUGAAGGAUACUACACCAACGAUUCUCUUUGCCGAUAAAAGUAUAAAUAUGAUGACUUCAAGUAAUGGCAUACAGGACCCCUUCACUCAAAAUAUGGGGAACAUAUCAGAUAUGUCAUUAGAAGUUGGUAGAAAUGAUGAUGAUGAUGAUGAUGGCAAUGCUAAUGCUUCUAAUAAUAGACAAUUGGGAUUAACUUCAUUGGAACAAACCGUUGGAAAGACUUUAGAACAACUGGAUGUUAAUAAACCAUUACCUCUAAAAUUGGAAGGUAAAAUGGUCAAACAAUCUCAAUCUAAUUUUAAUAUAAUAUCACCUGGGAAGCGUAAUCUUGAUACCGUGGACCUUAUUGAAGAACAAGAAAAACAAGAAACCGCAACAAUGACAAAAAAGAAACAGAAAUUGGAAUCACCUCCAACAGAUAAUGAACAAAAUUAUGAUGAAAAUGCUGAAUCCCCUGCGGUGAUUGAAAUGAUUAAUGCUAAUAAUGUUGACUCAACACCAGAAUUAGAAGAAGACGUUAUAAUUAAUAAUUCUGCGAAGACUCCAAAUGUUUUUGCAAAUGAAAAAUCCAGCCCUACUUCAAGCAAUCAUAUGUUAUCACCAAUCAUACAGCAUGAAAAGGGACAUACUUACGAUAUUGACAUCAUUUCAAAAGAAAAUGGCGAUGAUAAUGAUGAUUCUGAAUUCAUAAAUAUGGUCUCAAAGAGAAAUAUGGAAUUGAGUAACGAUAUACACCAAGUCAAUAUUAAGAUGAAUAAUUUAGCUGUUGAUUAUCAAAGAUUAAAUAAAAGAUACCAAAAUUAUUAUUCUAUGGUUAAUGAAUUACAACAAGAUUUGAAGGUUGCAAAUUUGAAAACUGAAGAGUUAGAAGAGGAGAAUGAAAGUCAUAAGAGUAAGAUUCAACCACUAAAGACUAAACUUCAAGAAUUUGUUAAUGAAAUAAAAAUGAUGAACACCAAUCAAAAUUUAUUACAAACUAAAUAUGAUAAUAUUUGUUCUGAAAAUGAAUCAUCUAAAAAAGCACAAGAAGAGUUAGAACAAAGAAUAUCAUCCCUUCAAAAGGUGAUUGAAGAAAAAGAAACACUAAUUAAAACCAUUACAGAUGAAAAGAAAGAUUUUGAGUCGAAGUUUGAAACAUAUACAACUGAGAUUGAGGAAUUACAACAGCAAAAGGAACACGCACAAUUAGAUGCCGAAAGUUAUAAAAGUGAACUUGAAGUUAAAACUAAUCAAUUACUUGAGACUCAACAAACUUUAAAUAAGAUGGCAGAUUCAGAGAAGACUAAUUCUGAAGAUCUAUUGGAGAAUAUUAAGGCUUUAACUGAAGAAAAAGAAUCAUUACAGAAAAAAUUAGAAACCAUGAAGCAAGACACUGAUACGGAGUUGCAAAAAACUAAAGACAUUACCAAUGGAUUUGAGGUGACAAAUAAAGAAUUGUUAACUAAAAUUGAUACAUACACUAAUGAUUUGAGAGUGGCUAAUGACCAAUUAGAAAAUAAAGAUCAAGAAUUGAAUGAAAUUAGGAAGAAAUUAGAAAACGCAAACGAUGAAUGUGAAGUCCGUGUUGCUGAAGUCGCGGAAUUAAAUAUUGAAAUUGAAUCUCUAAAGGAGUCAAAAAUUCAUUUAGAAGAAACUAAUAAUAGAAUGCAACAAGAACUAGAUCAAAAAAAUAUUAGUUCAAAAGAUGAAGUUGAAAAUUAUAGAAAAGCCUCCAUUGAACUUGAAAGUGUUCAAUUGAAAAAUAGCAACAUUGAAUCAAGAUAUCUAAAAGAAAUUGGUGAGCUUCAAAGCACAUUAUCAAAUAUUGGUGAUUCCUUAGAGAGUGCACAAAGACAAGUGGAAAAUACUAAAAAGGAGAAUAAUGAAUUGAAAGAAAAAAUUGCAGAACAAAAAACUCUUUUGUUGUCAAAGAAUGAUGCAAGUGUAGAAACCAAUGCUGACCUCGAUAAUCAAGUUGCGGAGCUGAAACGUCAAUUAGAUGUUGCUACAACAACUAAGGAACAAAUCGAACAAAACAUUGAAACAAAUAAUUCUCAAAAGGAUAAGCAAUUAGAAGGAUUCAAGCAACAAAUUGAAGAUUGGAAAUUGAAAAUGGAAGAUAAAGAGAAAGAUACAAAUAAACGAUUGAGAUUACUCGCUGAGGAUUUGUAUCAUCAAUAUUCUUCAAAACAUGAACAGAAAGUCAAAAGUUUAAAGAAAUCGUAUGAAAAGAAAUAUGAAACACAAAUUGAAAAAAUGACAAUGGAACACCGAGUCAUGAGGGAAGAAAUUGAUAGAAUAAAUAAACAAUUGCAUUUGGAGAGAGAGGAGAAAAAAGAAUUGUUAAGAACGAUGGAAAAUGAAGCUAAAUAA
Messenger RNA from Maudiozyma saulgeensis, 2547 nucleotides. The record is from the annotation of a GenBank genome assembly. NCBI's taxonomy places the organism in Eukaryota, Fungi, Ascomycota, Saccharomycetes, Saccharomycetales, Saccharomycetaceae.